AUGGCACUAUCGGCUCAAUCGGACGAGUCGUAUAGAAUCAUUCGGUUCUUAGCGUGCCGUUUUCAGUGGUUUUCACAUUUCAUCAACGGAAAGAAUAUUCGAGUUCCUUCCAAGCACAUUCCCGCUGGCAUCUACAUAUCCGUCAAAGUCGACUCCCAGAGGCGCCGGAAAUCAGCCAUCAGUGUCUUAUCAUCUAAUAAAUCUGUAGCGUGGGGGAAUACUAUGACUUUAACAUCACACUCCUUGCCUGCGUUGUCAGUGGAGAUCAGGGCAUCCUAUGAGCUUGGUCGAAUGGUUAGCGGUGGUGAGGUCGUUGGAGGCCUUCAAAUGCCAUGGAACGAGCUACUCGAUCAUGGAGAUGAGCCAUUUGAUUUAUCCUUCCCACCCGUGCACGGUGUCCACCCUUCCCUCAAACUGAAGGCCGCCAUUGUACAUGCUUGCGAUCAUCAGGACGACGCACUGUUCGAUUCCCUCUUAGACUGCGAGAUUCCUCGAGACACAGAUGCGGGCCACGUACAAGUUGCUGCUUACAUGACGAGCAAGAUAGUUUCUCACCUGAACGACGCUGUAGAGCACUUUCAGUUGGUUCUGGACCAGUGUCCGGUCAGCCAUCCAGAUCAUGCAACGGCUCUCACCAACCUUGCAUGGGCCCGCCUCAAAGGCUACAUCCGAAAUGAUCUUCAGGACAUCGAUGCCACCACUUCCCUCUCCCGCGACGCCCUUGCAUUGCGUCCACAGCCCCAUCCAGAUCAUCCGUUACCAUUAUCUCUAUAUAAUCUCACCGAAGUGCUGACUUGGCGCCACAACAAGAAAAGUACUGCUGCCGACAUCUGCGAAGCCGCCCAACUCUAUCAUGAACUACUGCCUCUCUGUCCAGAGGGCACCUACCUUUGUAGCAUCGCAGCAGGGAAGAAUGGUGUUGAUUAUACGCAUCCGAUGAAAACAUCCAUCUUCGAUGAGUCGUCCUCGAGCUCUGUCCUCUGGGCCAUCAACUCCGUCCCAGAGCCCUCGACAUGCUUGCACACGCAGUUGAAGGACAUUUCAAUCAGCACGGCAACAUCGAUGAUCUUGACACGAGCAUACAGCUUUGUCGUGAAGCCGCAUCUCUGCCCCGAGGGACAUACUGUCCAUACUGCCUACCUGGACAACUUGGCCGUCUCACUCAUGUCCCCCCGCUACAAUCAUCAAGGCAAACCUAAUGACCUCAAUGAGGCCAUCUCUUUGCACGAAGAAGCACUGCGCCUGCGCCCUGUUGGGCACAAAUAUCGCACUGACGUUGCGCCCACUGGGCAUCCACCUCACGACACCACGCUUAACAACCUUGCCCUCGCGCUCAAUACCAGAUAUAACGAAUCACACGUUAGCGAGGGUCUUAACGAGGCCAUUGAUUUGUAUCGCGAAUUCCUUCGGUUAAAGCGGCUUGACCAUCCAGGGCGCCGCGCAACUCUUAUCAAUCUGAGCUCGGUGCUCUGCUCUCGUUUCACGCAAACUCAGAAGAAUGAAGAUGUCGAGGAGGCCAUCACUCUCUGCAAACAAUCAUUAAAGGCUUUGCAUUUACCACAGCCAGACAGAUACUACUCAUAUUUCAGGCUACAGGAAGCCUCGUUACCAGAUUCUACACGACCGAUGACACAAUCAUCGUUCACCUCGCAGCGUGAGGCUACAACCGCCUUUUGUGGUGCACGGUCACUUCCUGUAGAUGUAACCUCAUGUGUCAUACGUCGUGACAAUCUACGACGGGCAGUUGAGCUUGUGGAGCAGGGCCGUGGCCAGCAGUGGUCACUGGCAUCUCGACUCAGGACUCCAGUUGAAGACCUCGAGUCAGCACAUCCGACACUGGCGUGCGAUUAUUUGCAGCUGAGCAAGCGCGUUUCCAAUGCUGCCCAGAGUUCUGUAACUGUCACCGACAGGGCUGCUGCUGAUCGGCUCCCACCUUCGUACAAGCGGCAGCGCGCCAGGGCCCAGUCAUCAUCCUCAUUGCGAGUCAAUGCUUGUGCAGCAUUGUCCCGACAUCAGCAGACCUCCAUCAUUUCUGAAGAUUCUCAAGGAUUGCUUCACCAGGGCAAUAUGAGGAGAGUCGAGGACGGAUCUCAUAGUGCUCUUGCGGAUAAUAUAGGACCAGAUCAUGCUACCCAUCGUCAACCUUUCACGUCCAUUCCUCUCCAUGCAGCUCAUCCGUUUCAAACAAAGGCAUAUCGUUCUGGGAAGCAGCCAUGCCUGGAGGAUCCCCACAUCUGCUCUUACACGCCGACACUUUCGGCUCUGAUCAGAUCUAGACAGUUGAUGAAGAAGCGCAUGCCUCCGUCCUUUGUGGCGAUCGGACAGGGUCAAACGGGUGCAGGGAAAUGCAAGACACUCUUGGCUGUCGACAGCGAGCUCGAGCCUGUCCAUAAGCUCGUCCCUGCGACAGCCAACCGCACCACUAUUUCUGGCGGAGCAGCCACACAAGGAGGUGCACUCGAAGCUUUGCAGUAGAACACCUGGGUGCACCUUGCUUGUCAUGGGAAGCAGGAUCCUA
Suillus plorans is the source of this 2518-nucleotide messenger RNA. RefSeq lists its product as uncharacterized. The transcript has 9 exons. The record is from RefSeq and is a predicted model, not a curated record. Gene Ontology annotation, molecular function: protein binding. NCBI's taxonomy places the organism in Eukaryota, Fungi, Basidiomycota, Agaricomycetes, Boletales, Suillaceae. Bases 1 to 2475 code for a protein of 824 amino acids.